This is a messenger RNA of Morchella sextelata, 492 nucleotides long. RefSeq lists its product as uncharacterized. The coding region runs from base 1 to 492 and encodes 163 amino acids. The transcript has 12 exons. Lineage: Eukaryota; Fungi; Ascomycota; Pezizomycetes; Pezizales; Morchellaceae. The record is from RefSeq and is a predicted model, not a curated record.
AUGACAUCUGAUCUUAUAAUAGCUAACGGCGUCUAUAUACGUACGGAAUACUAUGGCCAUGGGAAAAUCCAUAACUGCGCCCAAAAGAAAAAUAAAUUCUCAGAUGAGUCAUCUGAAGUAAUUAUUCCGUCCCAAAAGGAAAUUCUAUUUAACGGAAGAGCUAGAGGGAAGCCAAAUCUCCGUUAUAUGAGCUCGCGCCGAGUUCUUUACGCCCCUUCAAUGUCUCCCAGAGAAAAGAGGAUAGGAUACAAUACCUUCCUUCGAACGGAUACACACACUACCUCCAGCCAGAGACACAAGGCGGUGUAUCGGAGGGCUGGUAGCCCGUCCAUCUCAAGAGCCAUGAUACCCAAGACCCCUCGACGUCGUGGGUCCAUCUACUCAUCGCACAGCGGCCAGGGCGAUGAAGGAUCUAUUACAGAUACGUUUCUAUACAUCUGGCAUCAUGAUAAAGGAUCUAAUAAAUUAAAUGAGUUAGAUAUUACCGAGUAG